Messenger RNA from Parus major (Great Tit), 3234 nucleotides. It is a transcript of the gene FUNDC2, whose product is annotated as FUN14 domain containing 2. The record is from RefSeq and is a predicted model, not a curated record. NCBI's taxonomy places the organism in Eukaryota, Metazoa, Chordata, Aves, Passeriformes, Paridae. The transcript is spliced from 5 exons. Gene Ontology annotation, biological process: autophagy of mitochondrion. Gene Ontology annotation, cellular component: mitochondrial outer membrane. Bases 100 to 558 code for a protein of 152 amino acids.
CCCCUCGUCUCUCUCUCCCCUCGUCUCUCUCCCCGUCCCUCUCCCCUCGCUCCCGGUGACGCGCGCCGUGCCCGCGCCUGCGCGGAGCGCAGCGGCGUCAUGGCGGUGCCGGGAGGAGGUGCGAAGGACGACACAUUCAACGUGCUGGACCUGGCGGAGUACACCAAGAACCGGCCCUGGUGGCGCAAGAUCUUCGCCCCCAACUCGGGGUCGAGCGCUGAGAAGUACAAUGUGGCCACGCAGCUGGUGAUCGGAGGGGUCACGGGAUGGUGUACUGGAUUCAUCUUCCAGAAAGUUGGAAAGCUGGCAGCGACAGCAGUGGGAGGAGGCUUUUUCCUACUUCAGAUUGCAAACCACACAGGAUACAUCAAGGUGGACUGGAAUCUAGUACAACGGGACAUGAACAAAGCCAAGCAGCAGCUGAAAUUUCACAGCAGUGGUAAUAAAAUGCCUCCAGAAGUGAAAAGCAGAGUGGAUGAGGUGAUCAUAUUUCUGAAGAAGAAUGUUAUCCUGACUGGAGGAUUUGCUGGAGGAUUCCUGCUUGGAAUGGCAUCCUAGAAGCUGCACUCUCCUCUUAUGCCCAACCACCCCUCUCCUCCUCUACUGCUGUUAUCUCUCACUUAGAAGUCAAAGGAUGUUGCCAACAGACUCAGUCCCAUCUGCUCACAGGUUCCAGCUCUUACUUCUUACAACGCUGCUUCUGAUUUCCACAUUUUUCUUCUGUCUGGGCUCUUAGUGUGCCAGGGUUGGUCUGGAAGCUUACAACUCCCACUCUAUCAUGAUUUCCCACCAAAUAUGCCCAGUCUCAAAUUUUCUGAUGAGUUUCAACUUCAUAAAAAUGUAGUGGCAGAGAAACCUCUUAAAUGUGCUUCUUCCAGGUGCUCAGGACUGUUCUGUGUACCUUUGUCUGCCAGUAUAUGUGUCAAACAGCUGUAAGCUCUUCACCACAACUUAGCUUUCAGUAUUCAUGCCCUGGUACCUGGAAAACCUCUGCUUCCCUCUGCACAGAGGUGGUCUGUGCAAUCCAAAAUGUAGUUGACUGUCCUGGAGUGGAUACAGAAGUGUCAGAGGACAGCCUGAGUUGUGUCCAGGACAGGGGAAUAUGGAUUUUCCUGCCCUCCUCCUGUUGUUGCACUGCACAUAGAUGGCCAUUUGGCUUUCUCUCUGCUGGUAUCCUUCCCCCUACUGGAGCUGCAGCACUGGCACUGCUGAUGGAAACUGAGCACUGAGGCUGACUCUCCAGGCCCUUUCCUCAUCAUGUGUUCUGAAAGUCACCGAGUUCUGUGCUGUAGAGCCACCUGACUGCUCAGCAUUUGAGGCUCUCUUCCUGCUUCCAGCAGGCCCAGCCUGGGUGUGUCAGACAGGGGCAUUUCAGCUGUGCCACUUACUGUAAAUCACCCUGGGCCUCUGAAUGGGGUUUCCAUGUCUACCACGACCUUCUCUCGUUGCUUUGGUGUUGGUGAUGCUUGUUGAGCUGUAACUGUGUAGGACAGGAUUGUAGACAGGAACUGCAUCCCUACUUCGGGUACAUUGUACUGGUCCAGGUCCCUGUUGCCAGCUCUACUGGCAUGAGGUGAAAUCUGGAGUGCAGUCCUGUACCUGCCUCUGAAGAGCACAAAUUCCUUCUCCCUGGUUUCUGCAAGCAACUGAAAUGACAAAACUUUUGUGAAAACCAGACUGUGCUCUUGUGAGAGCAGUUCAUUUGCAUAUUUCCACCUCAGUUUUGUUCUUUCUUUCUUUGUGUUUGCCAUUUUCAUAAGAAAAGCUGUUUGCUUAGUUCUAUCAGCUGCAGCCCUUCUCCUGCAGGAGAUGAGGCAGCCCAGGUGCAGACCUCAGCUGUUUUUGGGCAGUCUGACUCAGCACAGUUGUGUGUAGUACAAAAAUCCCCCAGAGGUAUUCUGUGAGCAUAAAGACUUGCCUGACAACAUGGUGAUGUCCUCCAGCAGGUAUAGGGAGGAGUUCUUGCCCAGAAUGUGGGGUUUUAUAGGAAAGUCUGCUCAUCCUUCAGUGGGAAAUGUGGUAGGGAAUAAUGACACUCCUGGGUGGGUGGUUUGCAGCACCUGGCUCAGCAGCUGCACCCCAUUUCCAGUACUGUGCAAUGGCUCUGUGAUCUGCUGCUCUCAGUAUGGCUGGAAAGGGGAUCUUCCCCUGGGAGCUGCUGGCAGAGUUGAAAUGGUGUGUUCUUCCACCAGAGGGUUUGGAAUGAGCAUGUGCACUUGGUAAUUUUGUUUCAGCUCUGUUGAUUGAAGCAUCCAUAUAGCACCACGUUGAGUAAGCUGCUUUUCUUACCUUCAGGAUCUGGAAAGAGGCUGCAGGUAAUUAAGAGACAGAAGUUGUUGUCUUUGCUCCUGUCCUGCCAUAGAUGGCCAAGGAGAAUGAAGGACCAGCUGGUCUCACUGUAAAAUCCUUUUAACAAUGGCCUUCCUAAAGGCCAUGUUUGACUGCAGAAGUGAUGGCAUGCAGCAAAUAGGUCUUCAAUAAAUUGGUAUUUAGCAGUGGUGUGACAGAUAGUGGGGUUUUUUGGGAUUUGGUUUGCUUUUCUGUAGGAUCUGCAGACGUGAACAUGCAUAAAUUGAUACAUUGGUCUUGCAGGGUAUCUUGUUCCUGUAGGACAACAGCAUUGCUGCUCUUUGGCUGCAGAACACAACUUCUGAGAUGCACUGAUCUCCACAAAGCUGUCUCCAACGACAAAGCUCAAAGGAAAUAAUUAACAGACCUUAGGGUUGUUUUUUGGGCUCAAAUAAUUCACUACUUCUGCCUUACCCUAGGUGGGGUGAGUUCUGCUCAAGUCCCAGUUUGCUGCUACAGAGAGAAACGGCCCAGAGAGGGAGCUAAAAUGCUUGUAUUGCUGCUGAAAGGGGAAACAAUUAACAGAUUUAUGCUGAGUUUGAUGUGAAUGUAGGCAGGGUAUGGACAAGGACAUCAGGAUGUGGCAAAUCGUUCUGCUGUGCUGGUGUUGGCUCGUGGCUGCACUGUUUGAUGCUGUGGGUCCACACUGGAAGGUUUGAUGCUGAAUCAGUCUCUGUGGGGAUGCAUUUUCAUUGCUGCAGGUGCCAAGAUGAGGUGUUCCUUCCCUUCCCCACUCCUGCUUCUUUUAGUCGUGUUUCAACAACUUCUGACAUCUGUUACACUAUGAGAAGAUUUCAAACACAUUAAGCUUUUAAAGUGGUUUUAUAUAUUAUAUGUAAAUGCUUGUUGAAGUGAUAUUUUAUUAAACAGUUUUGCUGUAAAUGC